AUGGAGCCAUGCCGACAAUUCCUCGGUGGCCUUCUGCGCCAGCACCGUUGCCGCUGUGUCCUCGUCUGUGGUCGACGAGACAUCAUUCGCCGCGGCGCUGCUUUGGGCAAAGGAGCGGCUGUAACGCAGCGGGUCGCCACUGCCCCUGCAAGAUUGGCUAUAGACCUCUUGCCGCAGCGCGCAUGGCAGGCUGCGUCGCUUGCAGGGAUGCUGCUGCGCCAGCCGCUGCAGCUUCUCAAGCGCACCGCACACCUCCCCCAGCUCGCGCUUCUUACGCGUCAGCUCCUCCUGCAGUGCGGGCUCACGGGACAGCUGCAUGGACGCCAACUGCUUCUGCAUGGCGCCAAUCGUCUCUAG
Trypanosoma grayi is the source of this 357-nucleotide messenger RNA. RefSeq lists its product as hypothetical. Bases 1 to 357 code for a protein of 118 amino acids. The transcript has a single exon. Lineage: Eukaryota; Euglenozoa; Kinetoplastea; Trypanosomatida; Trypanosomatidae. The record is from RefSeq and is a predicted model, not a curated record.